Molecule: messenger RNA, 4835 nt
Organism: Chelonus insularis
Lineage: Eukaryota; Metazoa; Arthropoda; Insecta; Hymenoptera; Braconidae
Exons: 12
Coding region: 466-4764 (1432 amino acids)
Molecular function (GO): monooxygenase activity; oxidoreductase activity, acting on paired donors, with incorporation or reduction of molecular oxygen; iron ion binding
Source: RefSeq, a predicted model, not a curated record
ACACAUUCAUUGUGUUUGCAAAAUAUCUCUUGAGCCAAUUGCUAAGUGUGUGUGCGUUGUAUUGGUAAAAGUUUAAACCCACUUUUAAGACAAGAUAAAAUCAUAGUCUGUCUGAAUUCAACCGUAGAUUUUUUAAAAUUAUAUAACAAUUAAAUUAUAUAUAUAAUAAUUCCACUGCACACAAAUAAUUCUUUAAAUCAAGACAUUGAAUGGAAGUAUAGAUUGAUGUGAAUAAUUUUGGAAUACACUUGAAAGAGUAUAACAAUUAAUUAUCCAAAUCGGAGUAAAAAUCUACGUAUCAUUUAAUGAUUUGUGAAUGAUGACUGCGCAGUUUCUCUAUCUCUAUAUAUAAUGACGAUUUAGAAUUUGCUCUGAUACUUUAGUCAGUGAAACGUAAUGUUUUAUUAAGAAUACAAAUAUAAUUAGUCACAAUUUUUAUCCAAAAGAUAAAAAGGUACAAAUAAAAUGGAAUUUGGGGUUUCUGAAACUUUAAUUGGAGUACUGGCACUCUUAUUACUCAUUUAUUAUUUUUUAAUGAAUAAUUUUGACUUUUGGACAUCAAGAGGAAUUCCUGGUCCAAAACCAAUUCCAAUUUUUGGUACUAUAAAAGAUGUUGUUUUUGGCAAAUAUUCAAUAGGAAAUUAUUUGAAACAUGUCUAUGAUCAGUAUCCAGAUGAACCAAUGGUUGGAUUUUUUACCAGGAAAGAGCCAGUAUUAAUGUUGAAUGACAUGGAAUUAAUCAAAACUAUUUUAAUAAAAGACUUUAAAAGCUUUAUGGAUCGAGGUUUAAAAGUAAGUGAGAAACAUGAGCCAUUAAGUGUACAUUUAUUUCAAAUUGAAGCAAAAAGGUGGAGACCAUUGAGAACAAAAUUAACACCAGUAUUUACUUCUGGGAAAUUAAAAGAAAUGUUCUAUCUUCUAGUUGAAUGUGUUGAUAAAUUAGAUAAAUAUCUAGAAAAAUAUGAUGGAAAAGUUGUUGACAUGAGAGAAAUCGCUGCUAAAUUUACAACAGAUGUUAUUGGAGUCUGUGCUUUUGGAGUUCAAGCUAAUGCUUUAGAAGAUGAGAAUAGUUUGUUCAGAGAAAUGGGAAAAAGAAUUUUUGAUCUUAACUGGAAAGCUUUGCUCAGAUUUCGGAUGAGAAAUUUCGCGCCAGUUUUAUAUCAUUUCAUAGGAGGCUUGUUUACAGAUCAUAUUCUGAAUAAUUUUUUUAUUGACUUGACUAGAGAUACUAUUGAAUACAGGAAGAAGAAUAAUAUUAAACGACAUGAUUUCAUUGAUUUAUUAGCUGCAUUGAGAGAUGGAGAGACCAAAAUAGAUGACAUUGAGCUCACUGAUUCACUUCUAGCCGCACAAUUAUUUGUAUUCUUUAUUGCUGGUUUUGAAACUUCAUCGUCCACUAUUAGUAACUGUCUUCUGGAACUUGCUAUGAAUCAUAAGAUCCAGAAUAAAGUUCGGGAAGAUAUAAGAGAGGAACUUUCAAAGACAGAUGGCAAAUUAACAUAUGAUUCUAUCAAAAAUAUGAAAUAUUUAGAUAAAGUCUUCAACGAAACUUUAAGAAAAUAUCCUCCGGUUACAUCAAUAAUGAGAAAGACAACGACUCCUUAUACAUUCCCAGGCACCCAAGUAUCAAUACCAACUGGUACAGCAGUUUGGAUACCGAUAUUCGCAAUUCAACGAGAUCCAAAAUACUUCCCCAAUCCUGAUGUCUUUGACCCUGAAAGGUUUAAUGAAGAAGAAAUCAAAAAACGUCCUCCUAUGGCUUAUUUACCAUUUGGUGACGGUCCACGUAAUUGCAUUGGUCUUCGAUUUGGACAAAUGCAAACUAAAGUUGGUCUUGUAAAGAUUUUACAAAAUUAUACUGUUGAUAUUUGUGAUGAGACUGAUAAGAAAUUUCAAAUAAAUAAUAGAAGCUUUUUAUUAGCACCUGUGAAUGGAGUAAAACUAAAAAUAAAAAAAGAAUUAUUUAGUAAUUUAUGGAAGCUAUGUGUGCGUGUACAUGUUGCAAAAAUCAACCAAAAUGUUCCUGGACCAAAACCAAUAUUUUUCUUUGGUACAACAAAAGAUGUCAUCCUAAGAAAAGUUAGUUUAGGGCAUUAUGUUUCACGACUUUACAAAAAAUAUUCCAAUGAACCUAUGUUUGGAAUUUAUCUGAGAAACAGACCAAUUCUCAUCAUAAAUGAUCCAGAAUUGAUCAAAAAUGUUUUAAUAAAAGACUUCAAACACUUCAUGGAACGAGGUUUAACAUCCAAUGACAAAAUAGAACCGUUGAGUGCACAUUUAUUUUUGCUAGAAGCUAAGCGUUGGCGUCCAAUGAGAACGAAAUUAACACCAGUAUUCACUUCUGGAAAAUUAAAAGAAAUGUUCCAUCUCAUUGCAGAGGUUGCUGAAAGAUUUGACAAAUAUUUAAAUAAAUUUGAUGGCAAAACUGUUGAUAUGAGAGAUAUUUCUGCUAAAUUUACUACAGAUACUAUUGGAGUUUGUGCAUUUGGGCUUGAAGCUCAUGCUCUUGAUGACGAAGAUAGUAUUUUCCGGAAAAUGGGAAAAAGAGUCUUUACUACUAGUUGGAGAAGUUAUGUUCAAUUUACAUUAAUGGGUUCCAUGCCAAUUCUGUAUAAUCUAGUUGGUAGAUUGUUUAUAGAUCAUGUUCUCGAGAAAUUUUUUAUAAAUCUUACCAAAGAAACAAUUGAAUACAGAAAGGAGAAUAAUAUCAAGCGACAUGAUUUUAUAGAUUUACUAACUAAUAUGAAGGAUAAAAACGAUAAAAUAGAUGAUAUUGAAUUAACUGACUCAUUGUUGGCUGCACAAUUAUUUGUUUUUUUCGUUGCUGGUUUUGAAACUUCAUCAUCAACUAUGAGUAACUGUUUAUUCGAACUGGCAAUGAAUCCUGAGAUUCAAAAAAAAAUUAAGCUUGAGAUUACAGAGGAAUUGAAGAAAUCUGAUGGGAAAUUUACUUAUGAAAUGAUCCAAAAUAUGAAGUAUCUGGACAAAGUAUUUAAAGAAACAUUGAGGAAAUAUCCACCAGUUAUGUUCCUUUCUCGAAAAACUAUCGAUCCUUACACGAUUCCAGACACUAACAUAACAUUACCAAUUGGCACAGCAGUUUGGACACCAGUUUAUGGUAUUCAUCAUGAUCCUAAAUAUUAUCCUGAACCAGAAGUAUUUGAUCCUGAGAGAUUUACUGAUGAAGAAGUGGAAAAACGUCCUGCUAUGUCUUAUUUGCCUUUUGGAGAUGGCCCACGUAAUUGUAUUGAUUUUGUUAACUUCAUCAUGGAAUUUGAAGGAUUUGAAACAAUAAUUGGUAUAACUUUGUUAUUGUUGUUACUUUAUUACUAUUCCAUGUCACGGUUUAAUUGUUGGAAAUCAAAAAAUAUCCCUGGACCAGAACCAAUAUUUUUUUUUGGUACAUCAAAAGAUAUUUUCUUGAGAAAAAUAAACAUGGGUUGCUAUAUCACGAAUCUUUAUAAAAAAUAUAAACACGAACCGAUGUUUGGAAUAUUCGUAAGAAGUGAGCCAGUGUUAGUUGUCAGUGAUAUGAACGUAAUAAAAACAAUUUUAAUUAAAGAUUUCAAAUUUUUUAUGGAUCGAGGAGGAAAUGCUAAUGAUAAAGUUGAAUUAUUAGCUGCUCAUUUAUUUUUGCUAGAAGCUAAGCGGUGGCGUCCAAUGAGAGCGAAAUUAACACCAGUAUUCACUUCUGGAAAAUUAAAAGAAAUGUUCCAUCUCAUUGCAGAGGUUGCUGAAAGAUUUGACAAAUAUUUAAAUAAAUUUGAUGGCAGAACUGUUGAUAUGAGAGAUAUUUCUGCUAAAUUUACUACAGAUACUAUUGGAGCUUGUGCACUUGGACUUGAUGCUCAUGCUCUUGAAGACGAGGAUAGCAUUUUCCGAAAAAUGGGAACGAGAGUUUUUGAGCCAAAUUGGGGAAACUUUAUUCGAUUUUUGUUAAGAGAUUUUAUGCCACAACUAUAUAAUCUUAUCGGAAGAUGGUUCGCAGAUUUUGUACUUGAGGAUUUUUUUAUUAAUCUUACAAGAGAUACUAUUGAAUACAGGAAAAAGAAUAACAUCAAGCGACAUGAUUUUAUUGAUUUAUUAGCUGCAUUGAGAGAUGGAGAGACCAAAAUGGAUGACAUUGAGCUUACUGAUUCACUUUUAGCAUCACAAUUAUUUGUCUUCUUCAUCGCUGGUUCUGAAACUUCAUCAUCAACUAUUAGUAACUGUCUUCUUGAACUUGCUAUGAAUCAUGAGAUUCAGAAUAAACUUCGGGAAGAAAUCAAGGAGUGUUUAAAUAAAAAUCAUGGCAAAAUUACAUAUGAAAUGAUUCAAGACAUGACGUAUCUGGAUCGAGUUUUUAAGGAAACUUUACGAAAGUAUCCUCCAGCUAUGUUUAUUGCCCGAAAAAAUAUGGAACCUUAUACAAUUUCGGACUUUAAUAUAUUUUUACCAACUGCCACAUCAGUUUGGAUACCUGUUUAUGGUAUUCAUCAUGAUCCUAAAUAUUAUCCUGAACCAGAAGUAUUUGAUCCUGAGAGAUUUACUGAUGAAGAAGUGGAAAAACGUCCUGCUAUGUCUUAUUUGCCUUUUGGAGCUGGUCCACGUAACUGCAUUGCUCUGCGAUUUGGACAACUGCAGACCAAAGUUGGUCUUGUAAAGAUCCUGCAAAACCAUACUGUUAAUGUUUGUGAAGAAACUGAUACAACAUAUGAAAUAAAUCAAGCUAGCUUUUUAUUAGCACCGAAAAAUGGGAUUAAGCUUCGAAUAGAAAAGCGCUAAUAUCUUGUAUUAUUCUUGUUUGUUUUUAUUAUGUAAUGAGUAUUAAAAAAAUUUCAUAAUUUGGUUAAUUA